AUUCACAAUAAUCACAGUUUCACAUGACAAGACGAGUGUGCAAGUGUGUCUCUGAACUCUCAACUGAAGAUUCAUUCGACUCUUGACCAUGUCUUCUGCAACUGCAACUGCAACUGCAACUGCAACUAUGAUCAUCAGCUCCAUUUCAACAACAGCUUCAUCUUCGUCUCCAACCAGAACCACAUUUCGCGCCAAUUUCACUUCCAGUCCCAGAAGCAUCCUCGCAACUCCACUGUCUUCCAACCACCUCUUCUUCAAGCUCCGUCACUGCUCUUCUUCUUCAUCGAAGCGAUUCCCAACUUUCAAGCGCUUUUCCCCCGUCAUGGAGUGGCAGGAUUCCACGGUCAAGAUGGAGGUUGAUGUGCCCAUCUCUGUUGCCUAUGCUUGUUAUUCUGAUCGUGAAGCCAUUCCAGAAUGGAUGCCCUUUAUUUCCACUGUUAAGAUAUUGCCCGACAAACCUGACCUGUCAAGAUGGUCCUUGAAGUACAAGGCAUUCGGUCAGGAUAUUGAAUUCUCUUGGCUUGCUCGUAAUAUGCAGCCCAUUCCAAAUCAGAAAAUCCACUGGCGAUCUCUGGAAGGUCUUCCAAACAGAGGUGCAGUACGAUUCUAUCCAAAAGGUCCUUCAUCAUGCAUAGUAGAACUGACAGUCUCAUAUGAGGUUCCUCAACUUUUAGCUCCAGUUGCAUCGGCACUGCAACCUUUUCUUGAAGGUUUACUUCGAAAUGGUUUGGAAAGAUUUGCUAAGUUCGCAAAGUCAAAGAGCUACUAAAUCACAGAUUUUAUUAUGAUUGUCCUGAAUUUUAGAGCGGGACUGCAGUUCUAAAAAUUAGUACACAUGAUUAUUUUUCAUGGCGAUAUUCUCUAUGUCCAAACAUUGAUUGAAUUUGUAUAGAAUUUGGGCACAGUUAUCAUUCAACUGUUGUUUGCAUCAUCGUGGUUAUCCCAAUCAUCGCUGCCAAAAAUGCAGUCGCUGCCAAAAAUGCAGAAGAUCUUCUGCAUCGCAACCUUGUGGCGUAGCUUUGGAUUCACCAUGAGGACCAGCAACUCAUAAAGCGUAGUUUUAUUUCUGUAUCCUGGGUAAUGUAUGUACUUUUCACAUUUAUAUAUUUAAGGUCCUACCUUUAGUCAA
Molecule: messenger RNA, 1129 nt
Organism: Lotus japonicus
Lineage: Eukaryota; Viridiplantae; Streptophyta; Magnoliopsida; Fabales; Fabaceae
Exons: 7
Coding region: 89-769 (226 amino acids)
Source: RefSeq, a predicted model, not a curated record